Molecule: messenger RNA, 1257 nt
Organism: Cucurbita maxima (winter squash)
Lineage: Eukaryota; Viridiplantae; Streptophyta; Magnoliopsida; Cucurbitales; Cucurbitaceae
Product: mitochondrial dicarboxylate/tricarboxylate transporter DTC-like
Exons: 6
Coding region: 4-903 (299 amino acids)
Biological process (GO): transmembrane transport
Molecular function (GO): oxoglutarate:malate antiporter activity
Source: RefSeq, a predicted model, not a curated record
CAAAUGGGUGACGAGAAGAAGCCUAAAUCCCUUGGUGUUUGGCCCACCGUCAAGCCCUUCGUCAAUGGAGGCCUCUCUGGUAUGCUUGCGACUUGCGUCAUUCAACCCAUCGACAUGAUCAAGGUGAGAAUCCAGUUAGGUCAGGGCUCGGCAGGCGAGGUAACCAGGAACAUGCUUAAGGCGGAGGGAGUUGGUGCCUUUUACAAGGGUCUCUCUGCUGGGCUUCUUAGACAAGCUACCUAUACUACUGCACGGCUUGGAUCAUUCAAGAUUUUGACAAACAAAGCAAUCGAAGCUAAUGACGGCAAGCCCCUUCCUCUUUAUCAAAAAGCUUUGUGUGGGUUAACAGCUGGUGCUAUUGGAGCAUCUUUUGGCAGCCCAGCAGAUUUGGCGCUUAUCCGAAUGCAGGCUGAUGCUACCCUCCCAGCUGCACAACGCAGACACUACAAAAAUGCAUUCCAUGCACUGUAUCGUAUUGUUGGAGAUGAGGGUGUUUUGGCUCUCUGGAAGGGUGCUGGUCCAACAGUAGUGAGAGCAAUGGCGCUGAAUAUGGGCAUGCUUGCCUCUUACGAUCAAAGUGUUGAGUUUUUCAAGGAUAACCUUGGUUUUGGUGAAGCUACGACGGUUAUAGGUGCAAGUGCUGUUUCAGGAUUCUUUGCUUCAGCUUGCAGUUUGCCAUUUGAUUACGUGAAGACUCAGAUUCAGAAAAUGCAGCCUGAUGCUGAAGGGAAGCUUCCUUACUCUGGCUCUAUGGAUUGUGCCAUGAAGACCUUGAAAUCUGGCGGGCCGUUGAAAUUUUACACUGGCUUCCCUGUUUACUGUAUUAGGAUUGCUCCACACGUCAUGAUGACAUGGAUUUUCCUCAACCAAGUUCAAAAGUUCGAGAAGACCAUUGGACUUUGAGCUCUGGAACGACGGGGUUUCAUCUCGACCUGAACAAUCUUUAGGAGCGUUUCUUGCCCUCUUCAAGGUGGGCUAUGUUGUGGUUCUUCAUCUUGACAGAAAUCGCGCCCGUAAAAGUUAGACUUAUUAUUAUUAUCACUAUUUUUUAUCGCAAGAUCGACAUGAUAGAGUUGAGGGACUAAACUGUGGUAUUGAUUUCGGGUUGCGAUUGGCUUAUAGGAUUGUUAAAGAUUGAAAAUUUAGGAUUGCUUUUGGUUCAGGAAUCAGUGAGGGGACACAUUGAUUUGAUCAAAAUAAAGUUUGGGGGUACUCUUUUUGUUUGACAAAAGGGAUGCUGAUAUCAGUUUUGUCUAA